Molecule: messenger RNA, 7593 nt
Organism: Amphiprion ocellaris (clown anemonefish)
Lineage: Eukaryota; Metazoa; Chordata; Actinopteri; Pomacentridae
Gene: nalf1b
Product: NALCN channel auxiliary factor 1
Exons: 3
Coding region: 745-1950 (401 amino acids)
Biological process (GO): calcium ion import across plasma membrane
Cellular component (GO): plasma membrane
Molecular function (GO): stretch-activated, monoatomic cation-selective, calcium channel activity
Source: RefSeq, a predicted model, not a curated record
UGAAGAGCUGAGUGGAUCACCAAAACAACAUUAAGCACCUUUCUUUCUGUGUCUGUGGUCUCUCCCUCACCCUCUCCGCGCGCGCGUGUGCGUGCGUGUGUGUGUGGUGUGCAUAUAGAUAAUAAGCUGCUCCGCCACUGCGCAACGAUGGAGCUAUCGCAACGAUGGAGAUGACGCAAACAGACCCAGCUCUCCGAAAAAGUGUUUCAAGACGAACAUGGCGGCAACUUAACCGCGGUCCAAGAUGACAAUGGCCAACAGGAGAAAGGAUUCUAGGCUUUCCGCCCAGGUACGGGACAGAGAAACCAGCCUGCCUGCAUCAAAAGGCUCGUCGCUCUCCUUUAAGUGAAUCUGCAAAGCGAACGGCGGCAGACGCGCAGCAUCAGCACCGAGAGGCUCGCAACAGCUGGUCUCCCUGCGCCCCCCGACGAGAGAACAAACCCGAGGAGGGACGGUAUAAGGAGAAGAGGGACAUGCGGUCAAAGAGGACGCCGUUUCCCCCCGGAGAGCCAUGGAGAACCGGGAUGCGGCAGCGCGAAGCUUAAUCUGUGCGGGCACGCUAAUUGGAUCGGAAUAGCACCGAUUGCUGCGGGCGCGAUAGUGGAGCGCCCUGGACCGGCGGAGGCACGGCACCCCACCGUUACAGAGGAGAACCAACCGGAGUCCAUCUCCCAACAAGUCAAUGAGUAUUGUGGCAGAGCAGCCCCCGCGGUGGAGUCGGCCAGGGCAGCACUUUCCUAAAAUAUGACCAGGGGUGCUUGGAUGCGUCGGCAGCAUGACGAAGGCUUAAAAUACUGGUUUGCACCCCGAGAGAACGAGAAGCCAUUUACCGAGUCGGAGCGGGCCCAGAGAUGGCGACUGUCGCUGGCCUCUCUGCUGUUCAUCACCGUCCUGCUCUCUGAUCACUUGUGGUUCUGCGCCGAGGCGAAACUGACGCGAACCCGAGACAAGCGGUCGGACGAGGGGCUUGCAAUUACGGACAUGGGCGAGUACCCAAACUCCCUCCAGCGACACCAUAUCCCAACAUCACCCGACCCCCACCGUCUCGCCAGAGAGCAAGAUGUUAUUUUUCUAGGGAAUUCUACCAAACCUCUGUGGCGAAUGGACACCUGUCUCCCCGACAGCGUGUCCAAGGACUGCUUUACUUUCACGGACGCGGAGACCGUGUGCCAGGGCCUCUCUGACGGAGGGGAAAAGGGGACACCGUUGGCGUACGUGAAUCUAAGCGAUUUGUACCUUUCUUUUUGUAAUUCCUACUCACUUUUGGAUUUGUUUCACGGGUUUACGAGUCCGGACGAUUUGAAUUGCACCCUGGAUAUGGCCAAGGGGGUGGAUCUGCUGGGAUGCAGCGAGUGCGUCCGGGCUUAUCAGCGUCUUGACCAGCGGGCGGAGGAGAACUACCGGGAGUUUGAACUGUUGGUUCUGAAAUACGAGACGGAUGCGUACUCGGUUAGGACGUGCAUGGAGGAGUGCAAGAUGGUUUAUAAGCCCUGGCUGUGUUCUCAGUACUUCCAGACCACCCAGAUGCACUGCAGCAAGCGAAUCCCCUGUGGUCAGUACUGCCUGGAGGUGCAACAGCGGUGCCCCUUCGUCCUGCCCGACAACGAUGAUCUCAUUCACGGAGGCAGCCCCAGUUUUAUAUGCACAGGGCUGCUGGAGGACUAUCCAUCAGGUGUGGACCCGCAUGCAGAGUGCUGUGACGUGCGGUGGGACUUGAAAGUGGACAACCGUUCCCGGGGGACCCUGAAAAGAACUCACCCGCCAUGCCAGCACCGUACCUCCCUCAGCUCCUCGGCAGCCUGCAGACUGUGUAACAGCCGGCUCAAACUCUGCCUGCUGGUCCUCGUCCUCCUACACACCGUCGCCAGCCUCACUGCAUCCCACAAUGCAACAGGACUGGGCCUCCCCGCCAUCACGCCUCUGGAGGAGAGCCCUGCCAACGAGGAGUGAUAGAGCUGCCAGGAGGAGAUUGAGGUUGUUAGGGUGGGGGGAUUCCCUCGCCAUGGCAACCGAUGUGGAAAAAUACAGCCACAGUUGCGUGAACGGCCGGAGCUGUGUGCCUGUGGACAUUCUGCAAUGCUCUCCGGCAAAUGGAAAAAUGUGGGAGGCUUUGAGAUGAAAGACACACAAAUCAAUCAAAAACAAAUAAAUAACUAAACAAACAGACAUGCUAAGGGAUUCGACCGGUCCCUUAGGUAGGAAAAAGGGGACAAUGCCACAGCCUUUUGUUGAGAGGGAAGGUCAGCUUCCUCAUGGCUGAGUUUCUCUCACUACGCUUUUUUACACUGUGUUCCAAUUAUUGGUUUCUGUUGCACUGGCUGACUAUGGAAAAACACAAUCAUAUUCUCUUUCUAAUGUUCAUCCUUUGUCUUUGUUUCUGGGUCUCUCAUACAGGAAGAAAAUGUGUUCUCUAAAUAAGACAGUGUAAAAAAAAAAAAAAAAAAAUUAGCUGCAAGUUUGUGCGUGUGUGAUGGUUUGUUUUUCUAGGUUUACCGUGUGCGUGCGAGUGUGUGUGGCCGUGUGUGCGUGUGCUUGUGUGCAUGUCUUUACCUAUGUGUGUGUGUGUGUGAGAAUGAGUGCGUAUUGCCAACACGUAUUCUAAAAGUCUACCUAACAGGCUGGUGCAGCUGAUGAUUUUACAGAGGCCCCCCCUCAGAUGUCACUUAGCUCUGCCAUGCUGGUUUUUUGGCCACAAUCCCAUUAAAGCUUAACUGGGUUUUGAAUGUGGUUCUGAUGUUCGUAUUAAAUUCUGUGUUUUCCACAGGUUUAUGCCCUCACUUUGUUUCGUGAGAUAAUAUUCACCUAUUAACACUGUUUACAAGGAUCAAAACAUGUCCGUAAUUAACAUCAGUAAAAAGCCAACACCUGGCUCAACUUUGAAAAAGCAUCCGGAGACAAGCGGUCCUGCAAUCAAGUCUAAAAAUUAUAUCUCCAUUCAUUUUUAUUACAACUUGGGCUUUUUAUUAUUUACUUAUUUUAGUUUUGACCUUUAUUCCUAUCAUCGCAAUGUGGUUAUCAUGCAACCAUGCAACAACUACAAUAAAAUUAAGUUCAUUAGGGACGAAACUUAAGUGGUCAGCUUAAAUAAAGCCCAGUUCACUGCAUAAACUUAAUGGGUCAAUAUGUAACUGUGGGACUUUUGAUGUCCAUGGGAUAUAUCUUGCAUACAUUUCUAUUAAAAGUUUAAAAAAAAAACAAAAAACUAAUGGUUUUUAUGUUCAUCAUGAUCAUGUCUUUACAAAUUCCAUAAUUGUUUAUUAUGGAAAAAAAUCACUUAUUAAUAAAAAAAAAAAUACUGGAUAUCACUAAAAUGUCAACUCAGUAGCCAUCCAAAUUUAAUAACAACCACCUUCUAAUUAGCUAAACAAUAAUAAAAUGAUCUUAUUCAAAAAUAGUUUUAAUUGUGUUCAGCAACAGCAAAAAUGUCAACUAUGUUCCAAAAAGUCCCGCAAUUAUUUAUUGACCCUAAAGCAGUAAUCCAUUGUCAUUGUUUUACUGUGAAGGAAUCAUUCUGAGUAUUUCAAAUGCGUUCAUUUUGAGUUUUUUAUAGCAAAUCAGAAAAAUAAGUGGCAGUUACACACUAGAUUUUAUUGUAGUGAAAUGUUUCUAAGAUCGCACCAAUUUGUAUGUUUUAUAGAAUGUUGUCAUAACCAACAGGACAAAUCAUCAAAACUGCAAAAAUAUAUAGAAACCCAAGUUGUAAUCUGGCAGAAUGAUCAUUAAGGCUUCAGGUUAACAAUAUAAUAGGGCUGAGCCAUAAGAACAAAAUAAUACCACAUAUCUGUAUGUACCUCGAUAAUGACAGAUAAAUCUUUGAAUCAUUAAAAUACAUAUUCAAAAUUUCCAGAGAACCUAGAGGGUAGUUAAAAUUAUGUUGUUUUUAAACUACCCUCAUAGUCAGUAAAAGGGUUCAGUUAUCAACCUUAUGUGAUGCUUGUUACCUUGAUUCUAUAUUAGACCAGGAAUCACUUUCACCUUUGUUAAUAAGUGCACACUCAACUAAAAACAAAGCAAAAAUAGGACAAUUUUAUCUCACCAAACAAAUAUGAAACUGUCUCUGACUUGUGUUAACCCAGAAAGUUCUUUCAGUCCCUUUGCCAAAACCCUGUUCAGAUUCUGGUCACUUUUCAGCCACAUGGCUCAGCAAAGCUAACUGAUACGGGGAUUGUAACGCUGGGUCAAUAUAUUUAAGACUGUUCCUCCAGACAUUAAGGGUUUUAGUUUAGAUUUUAAAGGUAAAAUCCAGUCAAACUAUGUCUGCAGCAGAGAAAAAGUGGUUACCGAAGGUUAGAAGUCUUCUCUUUGAUAUGCAUUUAUUAUAUAAUGUGACUGCAGUAUGAGUAAUAUAUUAAUUAAUUCCACCAACACAACUUGAAAGCCUAAUUUACUGAUUGUCCUUUACUGGAAUUUUAACCUCAGGCCUUUUUAUUCAAAGGAAAUGUGAUGACCUGAUGUUACCUUUAAAGAUUUUUCACAGUUGGUCAACUGUAAUUCCCAUGCAGUUAUACAGAAGAUAAACAUCUCACUAAGAAAGGUAGUUUGCUACCUGCAAAUAUACAGGUUUAAGACAUGAUAAUCCUGCUCCUCUGGCCAAUUACAUUGAGCUGGUCCUAUACAGUGCAUACUGAAUGACGCUCUACAUCUGACCACCAACACGGAGACGAUUUGGUUAAAAGUCUGUUUGUUUCUGUUAAAUCAAAAUGUGUACUACAUGAACUGCAUGUGGAGGCUGUGCGAGGUUAUGGCUGCCUCUUUUGUUGACUGUCCUCAGCCCCGUUCCCCUGUAAGCACCACAUCUGAUCCCAAAUCAGCUCCUGUAGCAUGCCCACUGUCUCGUACUUUUCUCCUCCAAACAUCAAACUAAUGUCUCAUUAAUUAAAGGGCUUAUUAAGAUAUACAGUUCAAACAUUCUCAUCCACACAUUCAGACACAUUCGAAAACGCCCAAAUUGUUAGCAGGCAAAGGGUAUUAAAAAAAAAAAAAAAUGAAGCGACAACGAAACGUGGCUCAUUUCCUACUUUGUAAACUCAUACAACUUCAACACAAAGGCAUUUACUGGCUGUUACUGGAGAGGGGGAACAGAAACAAAUCCAGAGAGAGGAGCACGUCAUUGUUUGUGUGAGCACUAAUAGCAUUUCCUGAUAAUCGUCUAAGUCAGCUGACACUUUGGUUUAUUUUAUUAAAUGUCGACCAGUGUGUGAACAGAAAGGAAUGGCGUGACCUUAAGGGCUGACUUCUUCUUUAGUUUCUGGUUCUACUUUGUGUCUUUUUGAUGGCUGUGAGAUCAGGUGUCUGAUAAAGACAAGCAGAUAUAGCUGGAAGCAUUUGUUCUUUUCCACUCUAAAGUGUGUUUAUUACUUAUAUGAGAUGUCCAAUCUGAUAUCUGAUGUCAAGAGUUUUAUUAUACACCUUAUAUGAAGAUUUAAAAUUAAUCAUUAUUCACACCAUGUCUAUAUAGAAAGUAUAUUGGCUUAUUUUGACACUUGCUGUUUAGACCCUGCCCCGCUCCUGCUUGCAUGAAAUACACAACUGCUCAUUUGGCACAGCGCACCCAUGCCCAUCUUGAAUGACUGCAUUCAGUGAUAGAAAACUGCUGCUAUACCAAUGGCCACCAGUAGAUGGAAAUCUAUUUAUUCUUUUACUCUGAUACUGCUGCUGACGACCGACUACACAGGAACUGUCUGAAAUACAGGGAUCAGGAAGGCUGUGGAAGAAAAUGUGAAUCCCCACUCAUCUGUGGGUAACAGUGUGCUGUUGUGUGUGUGUGUGUGUGUGUGUGUGUGUGUGUGUGUGUGUGUGUACCACUGCCUAAAUGCAUAUACAUAGAUGUGUGUCCAUCUCUACUUGCUGCAUGUUCUCUGGAGAACUCAUCGGCGUUGCCAUGACCUUGGGGCUGCGGGACAGAUGUGGCAAACCACCACUGUCUUCUGACGCACAGGGAGCCGCUACAUUAGCCGUCCCAUCACUCAGCGCAGCCUUGAAGCUGCAUGAAUUGUAGUAUGAAACCAUUGUAGUGUACAGUGUGUAAUAACUGCAUUAUUGCCCCAAGACCCCAGAAACAGCCCAGGGAUGAUUUAUAUUCCCUUUGCCCCUAUUUUAACAGAAUACCCCCCAAUCCCCAAUAUGAAAUGAAGUAGAGGAUGGCAGACAGAGUGCAGAUAAGACCAUGAAGUAAAUGACAGUGACUGGUGCCAAAGCACUCCUUGUAUUGAGUAAAAUAAACCAAAUCGAUACACAACACAGUGCUUUAUAUAAUUAAAAGAGCAAAAGGAGGAAUACAGGGUCUGCCAGCGUUGCAGAAAUGUGCCAUGUUAGCAAUAUAUGAUUGCGCCUCGCGAUGGUCACGCAACCCUCGUCACCAGCACACACCAGAGAUCUCAUAUAAGCGGCGUAUGUGUGGUUUCACUCUGCGUCUCAUGCCACCAGUCACAGUGUGAUGUAACAGCCAUCACAAGCCAACUGUUGUUCAUACAAAUAAGCCUGCAUUCACAAGUCAUGCAGAGAGCAUGUCUGCUUUACAUGCACUAAUGCGUCCUCACUGUGGUUGCAUGGGUGCGAAUGCUGUGCGUAUGUGUUGUCCAUCGCUGCCCUUCACACACGUUUGCACCAAGGAUUGGCAAUUUUUUUGUGCGCAAGAUUCCUUCCAAAACGAUAAUAGAAUUAGAUUCAACUGAAGUAAAUCUCUGAUUUGACUUUUGUUAGUAAUGCAGGCAUGCACGCAGCAGUUACUCUGUGAUGAUUUAUUUAUUUAUUUACGUUUCAGUUUGUCAAUUUUUUACUGCAUUAUACUGAGAAGAAAUUGCGUAGGGUCCUAUAGAUUCAGUCUAGAUCCCCGACAAUGGUCUGUAGCAGUCGUAGAGUAUGGUCUGUCACAUUCCAUAACACACUACAAAACUGAUUUUGUGUUUAACCCCUGCACAUAUAGACUAUGUAUGCCUCUUGCCCCCACCCCCCUGUGCACCCAGCACCAAAUGGUAUGUACACUAAUAUUUGCCCUCUUUCACUCUUUCUCAGCCUCUCUCUGUUUUCACAAUAGUUCUGUUCUCUAUCCUGUGGAUCUAUGCAGAAGCCCAUUCCUUUUUUGGUUGUAAAUACGUUCCCUAGUAUGCUGAACAAUGUAUGUCUCUCCUUGUGUAUUUUGAGUUGAUGUCAUGCUGUUACUUUCUUCUUCUUCUUCUCCUUCUUCUAAUCCUUUUUCUUUAAUUUGAGCGUCUGAAAUCAUUGAUGUUAAAAGAGAAUGUGGUGAGGUUUAACCAAUAGACUCGUCCUCAGCUUCGCAACCUUAUUGUGAAAGGUUGUGGUUCUGUGUGUGUGAAAGCGAAAGAUUUAUGAUUAUAGAAAUGAAAAAGGUUCAAAGGCAUAUAGAAGUAUCAUUGCGAUUAUGAUUAUUAUGAUUACUAUUAUACUACCAGUAUAUUGUAAUAUUAUAGAUGCUUUAGUUCAAGUAACUUCUUUAAUUUUUUUACAAACAACUUUGAUGAAAUGAUUUAUAAAACAGUCUCACAAGUCAUGAUCUUUUCGAAAAGUAUGAAAACUACUGCUACAAUGAUUAAAAUUGUGUUCUGAUGAAAAUAAAUACAGACAUAUAAUCUG